Messenger RNA from Guillardia theta CCMP2712, 528 nucleotides. RefSeq lists its product as hypothetical. The record is from RefSeq and is a predicted model, not a curated record. Bases 145 to 318 code for a protein of 57 amino acids. The transcript has a single exon. Lineage: Eukaryota; Cryptophyceae; Pyrenomonadales; Geminigeraceae.
CGCAUCCUAUAGCAAGCCAAUCUCUUCGUGCACUAGCCACCUUCGUCUUGGAACCAUUGGUUCAAUCCUUACUCUGCAUCGGUUUCAAUCAGUCCUCUAGUAGGACCAAGCAUCUCGCAUACUUCCUGAAUCUUUGUGAACACAAUGUCUCGUAACGACGUUGCUCUUCUACGCACCGUGAGGAUAAUCGAGUCUCAGAAAGUCUCAUUUCACAGAAGGAGUUGUCAAGCCGGCCAACACGGUAUCCGAAUCACGAGCGACGGCAAGGAGUGUUUGGGAAAUAUCUUGAACGCGAGAACAAAGGUCACUUGGUCAUAGGAUUCCAAAUGUACUGAAUGCAUUCUUGUUGUACCCACUUUGCCAAAGGGAUAGAAAAAAGUAGCAAUGACGAAAGUCCAGCAUGGUAAAGAAACGUAGUUUGUUUUUCUUAUCUUUGUAUUAUAUUCAAUGAGCAUAUGAUUGUCGUUUCAGAAUAAGAGACGAUCUGAAACUUGAUAAGAGGUGUAUAAAUAGAGUUUGAAUGAUAUC